Molecule: messenger RNA, 2146 nt
Organism: Taeniopygia guttata (zebra finch)
Lineage: Eukaryota; Metazoa; Chordata; Aves; Passeriformes; Estrildidae
Source: RefSeq, a predicted model, not a curated record
GACCGGACGGGACGGGACAGAGCGGUGCUGUGAGGAGCCCCCGCACAGCGCGCUCGUUCGUGCCUGACCCGGAGCUUUUCCGAGGCAUUAUUCCUACAGGUGACCUCGUGGCAAGACCACAGGACUUGGCAGCCCGUGGCCUUCCCGAGGCUUCUCUUUUGAAGUUGCCCUUGAGGACUUGUUCACUUGGAGCUUUCCUGAGCCAUCUCUCUAGAAGGUGACCUCGAGGCCAGACUCUGGCAUGGCGGGCAGAUUUGUCGGUUUGUUCAGAGUGUUCAGGGGGAAGAAAAAGAAAAGCCCUGAAGCUGCCCCAGCACAGGAGCAUGAAAACCCGGAGCAGUUCCAGCCACUGCAGGACAAUGCAGCCCUGGACCGCACACAAGAGAAGGAACCUGCCCGUGGCCGCUUCCGCAAAACUCUGAAGAUGUUCUGGAAGUUCCCCUGCAUUCCACGUAGAAAGACCGGCAGCGCAGCAGCUGAGGGCCCGGCCGAGCCUGGCUCGGGGCUGACCGAGCUCCAGGCAGAGCCUGAUGUCAGCCCAGAAUCGACAGCCCACUCAGGGAACAAUGCAAUCCAUUCUCAGAGGGUGAUGGCUGUUCACAUGGCAAUGGCUGAGAGCGUGGCCAUCACAAACACUGACACCAGAAUGACUCAGGGCAUCUCAAAGACUGGCACCAUGCCCACUCCCACUGUGAUUCAUGCUCCCACUACGGAUUUUCUCAAGGAGAGUGCUGUUCCUUCUCAGCAGCAGGUGCCAGCCAUUGUAAGGAACAUUCACCAGCGUCUCAUGUCCCAAGUCACUGUGGAUGUCUGGCUGAAGAUCGAUAUUGUGAGGCUGGCUGAAGAACACCCUGCUGACCUGGUGCUGACCCUCCUGCGCUGUGCCCCAACAUGUGACAGAGCCGCUGCAAUGAUAUGGAGAACCAUAGGCUCGUCGAGUCCCACAGUGGAAAAGGUGCUGCCAGUGCUGCUCUGUGUGAUGGAGAACUGGCCUCUGCACAGCAUGUUCACCUCUGAUGGAAACUGCGAAGAUGUCUUUGCCCUGGCUGCAACUCUGGUGCUCUGGGUGAUUCUCCAGGUGCCUGAGUGCCAGGAGGCGAUGAACCUUUAUUCCUCCCGCCUGUUUGUGGCUCUGCUCUUCCAUCUUGUCGCCACCACACAGGAGAUAACACCAGAGGAAGUUGCUGCAUUCUGGAGAGCAUGCUGGCAGGCACACCACCUUCACAGCAAGCUCAGGAGGUUUGUAGUGCAGACCAUGAAGGCUCUGCUCUGCCGACUGCAGUGGGACCAUGUGGUGCUGGCUAUGGAGCGCAAGCGUGGCUGGGACACGCUGCUGCGUGCUGACACCCAGCACGUUGCUGUGGGUCUGCUGGCCAGGGAGAUGCGGCGUGUCUCCAUCCCUUUUUGUUCUCACACCGCACUUCACUUGCUCUGGCACCUCAGAAAGGAGAAGCCAUUCUAUGAUCUGAUCUUGCUGACAGUCCUGGUGGAGGUCCUCGAGUGCCUGGACUUGAGUAAAUGUCGUGGCAGCGCUCUGAAGACCAUGUCAAGGUACCUCUGGAGUGAAUGCUGUCAUAGGCAUCACCUGGCGCUCCGAGGCCUCGCAGUGCUCACCAAGGAUCCUUGGAUGGCCAGAAGAAUGUACCUGUUGUCUCAAAGGCUUCUGGAGCUGCUGGGGGCUCCAGAUAUAGAGGUGGUCAGCAUGAGCCUCCGUGUGUUCAUGAAUGUGCUCCAGCACCAAAACAUCCUGGUAUCCAGCACCACUGCCCCAAAGCUGACUGAGGCACUCCUGCUGCUCUUUGACCACGACAACAGCCAUGUGCGCUUGCUCUCCAUUCAACUCUUCUGUAAGGUGAUGGAAUUGGUAGUGGAUGAGGGAAAAAAGCCCCUGAAGACAAUUGUGAACAAGAGCCUGUUGGCACUUUUUAUCUACUGUCAUGAUGAGAACUGGCAGGUGGCAAAGGCUUCUCGGGAAACGCUGCUUGGUGCGGCCGAGUUUUUGAAGAAGAGGAAUCUCAAGAAGCUGCUGAAGAAGGAGCAGCUGUCAAAGUUUGCCGAGUGCCUGGUAAGGAGGGCCGGGAAGCCGCAGCCCCAGCCUGGAGAAGCCCCCUGAGCGCGGUGCUCGGUGUGCAGGCUGGCAGCUGUG